AUGAGGAGAGAUCCUAGCCACCGCCUGCCACUCACUCGUCCACAGAAGGGAGUUCUUACAAUGUGUGGCAACCUUCUUGUCAUAAUCUCUAUCAUUUACUUCAAACAGCUCCACACUCCUACAAACUACCUCAUCCUCUCUCUGGCUGUGGCUGACCUGCUUGUUGGUGUUGUAGUUUUGCCUUUUAGCACAAUACUGGCUGUAAGCUCAUGUUGGCAUCUUGAAGGUUUGCUCUAUAGAUAUUAUGCAGUGUGUCAGCCUCUGAGGUACAGAACUAAAAUGACUGUCCGUGUAAUUGUGAUCAUGAUCCUAGUGAGCUGGACUGUUUCUGCACUAAGUGGAAUUGGCCUCACAAUUAGGGGACUGAGCAAAAAACAAUCUAACAGGUGUGUUUUAUUUCAACAAAUAAGUGUAUCAAUUAUGGGAAUUGUUUUAACCUUCUACCUCCCAGGUAUCAUACUGUUGACCAUCUACCUACAGAUUUUGACAGUGGCACACAGACAGGUACGUAACAUCCAGAACACAAUCUGUCAGAACACAAAGUCUGGAGCAACCAUCAGUAAGAUGGAGAGAAAGGCCACCAAAACUCUGGCUAUUGUUAUGGGAGUUUUUCUCAUCUGUUGGAAUCCUUUCUUUCUUUGUAUCACCUUUUACCCUUUGAGUAAUUACACAAUACCAGUUUCUGUGAUUGAAACUUUUAAAUGGCUUGGAUGGUCAAAUUCAAUGCUCAAUCCAUUUGUCUAUGGUUUCUUUUACACCUGGUUUCGAGCGUCUGUCAAAAUGAUACUUUCUGGGAAAAUAUUUCAGGGUGGUUUAACUAAUUCAAAGCUCCUUUGA
This is a messenger RNA of Epinephelus moara (kelp grouper), 837 nucleotides long. RefSeq names its product trace amine-associated receptor 1-like. NCBI's taxonomy places the organism in Eukaryota, Metazoa, Chordata, Actinopteri, Perciformes, Serranidae. Bases 1 to 837 code for a protein of 278 amino acids. Gene Ontology annotation, cellular component: membrane. Gene Ontology annotation, biological process: G protein-coupled receptor signaling pathway. Gene Ontology annotation, molecular function: trace-amine receptor activity. The transcript has 3 exons. The record is from RefSeq and is a predicted model, not a curated record.